This is a messenger RNA of Aspergillus puulaauensis, 1896 nucleotides long. RefSeq lists its product as uncharacterized. The transcript has 4 exons. The coding region runs from base 1 to 1896 and encodes 631 amino acids. Gene Ontology annotation, cellular component: fungal-type vacuole. Gene Ontology annotation, biological process: polysaccharide catabolic process. Gene Ontology annotation, molecular function: glucan 1,4-alpha-glucosidase activity; starch binding. The record is from RefSeq and is a predicted model, not a curated record. NCBI's taxonomy places the organism in Eukaryota, Fungi, Ascomycota, Eurotiomycetes, Eurotiales, Aspergillaceae.
AUGAUAACCUUCUCGAUCGUCUCCCAGUUCUUUAUCCUCGGGGCGCUGACUUUCUGGGUCACACAUGGACCCCGCACCAAACAGUCCGACCUCGACAGUUGGCUCUCCAGCGAAGCGAACAUUGCUCGCACCGCUGUUCUUAAUCUAAUCGGCGAUGAUGGCAAAUGGGCCCAAGGGGCCGCGGCAGGGGUGCUGGUUGCAAGCCCAAGUCGGUCGGACCCAGACUACUUCUUUACCUGGACACGAGAUUCGAGCCUAGUGGUUAGGACAUUGGUGGAGAUGUUCAGGGAAGGUGAUUCCGACCUUUUGCCCAUAAUCCAAGCGUGGAUAUCGUCUCAGGCGCGGGUGCAAGGCGUGGAAAACCCGAGCGGCGGACUGGAUGAUGGACAGGGAUUGGGAGAAGCAAAAUUUACGGUGGAUGAGACACCCUUCUCUGGGUCAUGGGGACGACCACAGCGGGACGGGCCUGCCUUGCGAGCGACUACGAUGAUUGAGUUCGGCUGGUGGUUGCUGGUGAGCACGUUGCUCUGUUGGACUUUGAAGCUCAGGAUUGACAGCUUGCAGAGUCAGGGCUAUCACCAGGUUGCUGCAAACCUCGUAUGGCCUGUCAUACGAAAUGAUCUGUCGUAUGUAGCACAGUACUGGAAUCAGUCAGGGUUUGAUUUAUGGGAGGAGCUCUACGGGCGCUCGUUCUUCACUUUAUCCGUAUCCUAUCGAGCUCUGGUCGAAGGAAAUUUGUUUUCGCGAAGUAUAGGGUUCUCCUGCCCGGAAUGCGUAUCGCAAGCGCCCCAGGUUCUGUGCUUGUUGCAAUCUUUCUGGACAGGGAGAUUUAUCCGCAGCAAUCUCGACGGCGGUCGAAGUGGAAAGGAUUCCGGUACACUCCUAGGCAUAAAUUGCGCCUUUAACCCUCGCGCGGGAUGCGAUGAUGCUACUUUCCAGCCAUGCUCUGCCCGCGCCCUGGCUAGCCAUCAUAAACUGAUGGACACCUUUCGGGAUUUGUACGAUAUCAAUGCAGAUCGUAGCCAGGACCAGGCUGUUGCAAUUGGUCGCUACCCUGAGGAUCAGUAUUCCGGAGGAAAUCCAUGGUUCUUGUGCACGCUGGCUGCAGCUGAGCAGCUAUACAGUGCCAUAUAUCAAUGGAAUCGCCUUGGUUCCAUAACCAUCACACAAGUAUCACUUCCGUUCUUCCAAAAUUUGCACCCGUCAGCGGUACCUGGAACGUAUGUGUCGUCAACUGAGAUAUAUUACCAAUUGGUCGAUGCUGUCCGUACGUACGCAGAUGGUUUCAUGCGAAUUGUGAAAAGAUACACGUCCCAUAACGGUUCGCUCUCGGAGCAAUUUUCAAGACGCGACGGAUCUCACAUGUCCGCAUACGACCUCGCAUGGUCGUAUUCGUCGUUAUUGACAGCGAAUCGUCGCCGGAAUGCGAUUGCCCCGUCACCAUGGGGAGCGCCCGGGACACCGAGCGUCCCGCCGACUUGCUCCGCUACGAGUGUGCAGGGGACAUACAGCGCUGCUACAAUCAGUGCUUGGCCCCCUAUCAAGGGAUUUCCAAUUGCAACACCUAUGCCAUGUGAGGCCCCUUCUUUAGUUUCCGUUACCUUCGAAGUUACCGCCUCAACUGUAUGGGGAGAAGACAUACGAGCCGUCGGCUCGACCUUGGACCUUGGUAACUGGGACCCUGCAAAGGGGGUUGCUUUCCAUGCCGACCGCUAUACCUCCUCCCAGCCAAUAUGGUAUGCCACAGUCAAACUACCAGCGGGCCAGAGCUUUGUGUACAAGUACAUUCGGACGAGAGACGGCGAAGUCGUGUGGGAAGGAGGUCUCAAUCGACAAUUAGAUACCCCUGCGGUUUGCGGGACGAAAUCGCUUUACAGGAGGGAGGCUUGGAGGUGA